Exophiala viscosa is the source of this 2289-nucleotide messenger RNA. RefSeq names its product DNA polymerase eta subunit. Gene Ontology annotation, molecular function: damaged DNA binding; DNA-directed DNA polymerase activity. Lineage: Eukaryota; Fungi; Ascomycota; Eurotiomycetes; Chaetothyriales; Herpotrichiellaceae. Gene Ontology annotation, cellular component: site of double-strand break; nucleus; replication fork. The transcript has a single exon. Gene Ontology annotation, biological process: error-prone translesion synthesis; response to radiation. The coding region runs from base 327 to 2264 and encodes 645 amino acids. The record is from RefSeq and is a predicted model, not a curated record.
GUUGUGUGUAAAGGAAAGGCAUCUGUUUGAACCUGAAGAGCGACAACCGUCAGACGGUGCCACUUUUUCUGGAAACAGACUUGGCCGUUCUGAUUGGCUGACUGUGCAAAGUGCUUGCAUGAUUAAUGACGGCACGCGUCUCACCACCAAAUCCCCACGCGUUAAACAUUUUAGACUUGAUUCACGCCGUACGCAGUAUCGACGGUGGCGGGCGACAAGACCGGCGCGAGACGUAGACGCAUCAAGCAGGCAGCAGGAUGCUCGAGCGGCGUGCAUUCUUCGACGACUUUCUGCGAGAGCGACAUUGAGAUAUUCAGCCAUCAAGAAUGUCCUCUUCGCAGCCCUUCCAGCUCUCCUCGCCCGUUGCUGGUGGCCGCAAAAAGAAGUCACGCUUCACGUACAAGCAACUUCAAUCGCUGAGUCAAUCGUCAACAACAUGUCCACUCAGGGUGAUUGCAUUGAUCGAUUAUGACGCAUUCUACGCGCAAUGUGAAAUGGUCCGGCUGGGCGUGGAUGAAUCUCAACCUCUGGCGGUGCAGCAGUGGCAGGGUCUGAUCGCCAUCAACUAUCCAGCCCGUGAAUACGGUCUGAACAGACACGUCACGGUCACGGAGGCAAAGACCAAAUGUCCCGAAAUCGUGGUUCAGCAUGUUGCCACAUGGCGUGAAGGCGACGAAAAGUGGGCAUAUCGAGAUGAUGCAGCCAAACACAUUCAAACGGACAAGGUGUCAUUGGAUCCUUACCGACUCGAAUCACGCAAAAGCCUGGCUCUUCUCAAGGAAUACCUCCCAGCGCCACCCAUUCAGAAGGUUGAAAAAGCAAGCAUUGACGAGGUUUUCCUCGACCUAUCCGCACAAAUCCACCAGAUCCUUCUCGAACGAUUUCCCGAGCUGAAAUAUGCGCCGUACGAUGACCCAACAGAAAACCUACCACUACCACCAUCCACAGCGCUGGACUGGCAGGCGGAUGCUCUGAUCGAUCUCGAUUCUGCCGAAACUGAGGACGAUGACCCAGAUUGGGACGACGUGGUCAUGAACAUUGGGUCUGAAAUUGUUCGUGGCGUCCGCCAGGAGAUCCGCGAAAAGCUAAAAUACACUUGCUCAGCGGGCAUUGCGCGUAACAAGAUGAUGGCAAAGCUUGGUGCCGGCUACAAGAAACCCAAUCAGCAAACCAUUGUUCGUAACAGGGCAGUCCAACACUUCCUUUCUGGUUUCAAGUUCACGAAAAUACGCAAUCUGGGCGGCAAAUUAGGCGACCAGGUCGUGGAGACAUUUGGCACCGACGAAGUCACCGAACUUCUUAAGAUACCAAUCGAACAGCUCAAGUCGAAAUUGGGAGACGAUACGGGAACAUGGCUCCAUGGGGUCAUUAGAGGUGAGGACCACAGCGAGGUCAAUUCACGCACGCAGAUCAAAUCGAUGUUAUCAGCAAAGUCAUUCAGACCUAGCAUCAACACGACGGAACAGGCGAACAGAUGGCUACGUAUCUUCGUGGCAGAUAUCUACUCGCGACUAGUUGAGGAAGGCGUGGUCGAGAACAAGAGAAGACCAAAGACCAUUACUCUGCACCAUCGUCAAGGCGGACAGACCCGAUCCAAACAACUGCCCAUCCCACAAGGCAAGAAGAUCGACGAGACGAUCUUGUUCGAGCUCUCAAAGACACUGCUCGGCCAAGUCAUCCUCGACGGACGGGCUUGGCCAUGUGCCAAUCUCUCGCUGAGUGUGGGUGGCUUUGAAGACGGUGUCGCCGGCAACAAAGGCAUCGACAUAUUCUUGCUGAAAGGCGAAGAGGCCAAAGCCGCCAUCGACAUUCCUCGCAGCAACACCGGAACGCCAGAGUUGCAUCCCGAGAAACGUCGUAGGCUCAACAACGACGGCCCGAACAUUGCGCGGUUCUUCGCGAAAAGCGAAAGUACCGGCGAGACCAACGACGAUGCGGAAGAGGACAUGAUCGAAGAACCCGAGGGUGAAGGACAGCCUCACACACCUCCUCAGCUCCAUCAACAAGACAUCGCGUCAUACUUUUGCCCGGCAUGCCAGAAAUCCAUCAGCGAAACCGAUCGCGCCGAGCACGAAGACUGGCACUUUGCCAAAGAUCUUCAAGCGCAGGACGUGCCGACCGUGUCGGCUCCAACAACCAGCAAUAGUUGUCCUCCAGGUCCUUCGACGUCGACCAGCAAACCCAAACGUGGCGGCGCAGCAAGCACUCGCGGACGAGGCUCUAAGCAGCCUGAAAAGGGCCAGAGUCGGCUCGCCUUUGGAUAGGAAUCCACUCUUGGUGUUGCCCAUA